This is a messenger RNA of Hibiscus syriacus, 958 nucleotides long. RefSeq lists its product as uncharacterized. The record is from RefSeq and is a predicted model, not a curated record. NCBI's taxonomy places the organism in Eukaryota, Viridiplantae, Streptophyta, Magnoliopsida, Malvales, Malvaceae. The coding region runs from base 107 to 751 and encodes 214 amino acids. The transcript has a single exon.
CCGAUUAAACAGCCAAACAAGUCAUUUUAGAGAGAGAAAAAAGGAGAAAACUUGCGUUUUCUAUACUUUCACGCUUUCUUACUGUCAUCUGCAAUACAAGAAAAAAAUGGCGACAUCUUCUAGACGAACCAGUGGUCCGGUGCUCCGGUCCCUCUCCCCAUCCGGCCGAUUCUGCUCCCACUACGCUUCACAGUCUUCAUCACCUUCUUCUUUCUCAGGUUUUGCUUUCUCGAGUUCAAGCUUUUCUUCACGCUCCUCAACUUUCUUUAAUCAACACAGAUCCAUCUCUCCUCCACGUGUCAAUAUCUACAAUCACUCCCAGUCUGCGCCGUCCGUCCGAUUCACUCUUGAUAGCCGUCCGAUCUCGCCGAACCGUUCGAUUACCACCGUUCGCAGAAACACCGAGGUGGUGAGGAAUAUCGGGAGGCAGCUGCGGAAGAGGACCUGUAUGUGUUCCCCAACCAAUCAUCCCGGUUCCUUCCGUUGCAGUCUUCACAAGAAUUUCAAUAAUUCGCACUCGGUGACCGGUUACGCGCAAAGUAAUCGGCUUAACGCGCCAAGUAAUCGGCUUAACGCGCGUAGAUCUGCGAUGACGAACUCGCUGGUGAGAAUCGGAGGAGUCGAAGGAGAUCUGGUUAAAAGAGCGUUGUCGGCCUUAAUACGACCUUCGUCUCACCAGCAGCGUCGCCGAGCAGCGUUCCAGCCGAGGCCUAGCCGGCUCUCCGUUAUGACGAGAGCGGGGGAUUUAUGAGGUUUCCUAUAGUGGUAACCGGUAAUUGUAAUUUUCCGCGUUCGGAGAUCGAGCUUCGGAGAAACGCCAGGUGGUAGCGUUGAAGUCAUUUACCGGCGAAGAGGAUGGAGAUCUAGACGAAGGAUUCGGGACGGGCAUGAUUUUUACUGUACUCCGGCCGACCGAAACCGUAAAAUAGGAGGAACUAGUUAUCAUAUUGUUUGCUGG